Molecule: messenger RNA, 879 nt
Organism: Diabrotica virgifera virgifera (western corn rootworm)
Lineage: Eukaryota; Metazoa; Arthropoda; Insecta; Coleoptera; Chrysomelidae
Exons: 2
Coding region: 92-787 (231 amino acids)
Source: RefSeq, a predicted model, not a curated record
UUUUUUGAGUUUGAGUUUUCCAAGAUUUCUGUCAAACAAAUUUGGCAGAAAAUUUAUGUAAAAUAUUCUCAUACAAUAAAAUAUACAUAUUAUGACGAUAAUUUUAUGGCUAUACAUAAUAUAUAUGUGCCUUAUCACAGUAUUUUGUACAGAAUGUCCUCCACCACAUUCAAGAGUUUCAGGUGGAAACGGAGAAGUCAAAGAUUUUGGGGCACAAGCCUCGAAUAUUGCUAUCAAAGCAGCGCAGGAGGCAAAAGCAGCCCAAGAUGCACAACAACAAGCGGGUUUUCAAGCUGCCAAACAAGUUAAAGAGCAACUAGCAGACAAAGCCAUGGAGGCAGCCAAAGCAGCUGAAGCAGCUUUAGCAGGAAAAGAAGCAUUAGUAGAAGAGAUUCAAGUAGAAGUUAAAGAAGCUGAGAUGGUAGUUAACGAAGAAACUUCCAGUCUGCAACAACUUCAGCAAACUCUUCAGUCUGCCAAUAAAGCUGCUCAGCAGUCACAAGCUGAGCUAAAACUACUUCAAACCACUUUUCAGUUGGCUCAAGGUAACGCAGCAAACUCUCAACAAGUUUUUGAGGGUGUAAAUGCGCAGUUAAAUGAAAAAGAACAGUUACUGGAAGCGGCCAAAUCUAAAUUAGAUCAAUUAAAUAAACAGUCAGUGGUAGCUAAAGCUGAUUUGGCUAAAACUAAAGAAGCUGCAAAGAAGGCGGAUACGGCUGCAGCAGAAGCCAAGCAAAAUGCUUCUAGAAAUAAGAGAAAGAUAAAAAGAAACAAUAAGAAGAAAUAAGUUACUUUAAAUAUACAGAAAGUACUAAAAUUGGUUUACUUUUUUUAUUAUAUGUAGUUUUAAAGAUAAUUAUACGUCUUAUAAAUUAAAAA